CUUUCCUCUUGUUUUCGCACAAUUUUCUCUUCACUUUUCACCAAUUCACUUUAACCCAAAUUCACGCUUUCAUUUGUCAUUAUUAAAUUCAUUCACUUUCACUUCGCGUCUCGCUUCCAUAUUCCUACAUUCACUCGCACACCCAUUUCCUUCUUAUCAUUAUUACCACCUUCGCCAUGUCCGCUGUUGUCUUGGGAAAGAGGGUUUGUCAAAACGACUGUGCUCAGCCAGCUUCUACAAAGCGGCCGAAGCAACACAUGAACCCUUCCCAGCCAACAAACACAAAAAGAAAGGCGGACGCGGCUUCCGAGCAGGCAUCCUCUGGCAAGAGAGCGAAGAGAAGCGCGGAUAAUGCUGUCAACACUGCACCACCGCAAAACAACGUCAACCAUACUUUUACGGAGAAUACUGCUUCGCGCGAAAUUAAGACCCAGCCUGCGCCCACUACGCCGUCUGAUAGUAAGUGGCUCGUUGUGCUUUUUAUUUUGCAGAUGAUUAUAAGGACCGACAAACAUGCCUGCAGCCAGCGUAAAGUGCUUUGGCGCGUUCACAACAUACUAACAUCAUAUUAUUAUUUUUAUCUUAUUAGUGGGCAGCACAGCAAACGAGGACAGUCUGGCUAGCAACGAGCAGGCCGGUGCAGCAUCCGUCUCUCGCUCUGGCAACACUUGCAUCGAUGCCAAGGUCAGCAUGUUGGAAAGACGAAAUAUAUUUGAGCGCAUGGAGCCGGCAAUGCGCGAGUUGAAGAGGCAUCUUAGCGGACCACAUCCUGGUGUCGUUGAACUGGCAGUUCCGUUGACUGUGGGCUACAAACAGAGGGCGGCCACAGUUGCCGAGGCUAUCCACCGGGCUAUGGAGUAGCAUGGUUCUGGCUCGAACCACACGCCGGCUGGCGACCUGGCCAUUUUGGAAGAGCUCAUCAACACUGACUCACUUCGGUCUGCUAGGCUGACUCGCUCGACACACGCCGCUAUCGCUUAUUUGGCGAGCAAGCUCAGGGAGAACCACAACGUGUUUUCCAAGUGGAUGCGCACACACACAUCUGGCGGCGACGAAAGCGACAGCAGCAGCAGCAGCG
This is a messenger RNA of Kickxella alabastrina, 1078 nucleotides long. RefSeq lists its product as uncharacterized. The coding region runs from base 177 to 623 and encodes 148 amino acids. The transcript has a single exon. The record is from RefSeq and is a predicted model, not a curated record. NCBI's taxonomy places the organism in Eukaryota, Fungi, Kickxellomycota, Kickxellomycetes, Kickxellales, Kickxellaceae.